Messenger RNA from Arabis nemorensis, 1242 nucleotides. NCBI's taxonomy places the organism in Eukaryota, Viridiplantae, Streptophyta, Magnoliopsida, Brassicales, Brassicaceae. The record is from the annotation of a GenBank genome assembly.
AUGGAGUUUGUUGGAUUGCUCUGUAAACUACUGUUGAAGUACUCAGCACACACGAGUUAUGAGACUUCACCAGUUAAAACAUACUUAACGGCUAAGCUGCCGAAACAACUGGAAAGCCAGCUGAGUUCUUACAUAUCAGCUUGUCAACAAGAUCCAGACCUCAAAUCCUUUGAUUCUUCGCUUCACCAACGAACCAGCAAAUUGUUCAGCUCGCUCGCGAGUCGAGGAGGCAAGACUGAAAAUUCAUCCUUAGACUCACUCAAGGAAGUCUGCGAGUUUCUAGUUGACCUAAGCCAAGAUGUGGUCAAGAUCAUUAUUGAAGGCAAAGAAGAUGUGUCCAAGAACCAAGAACUAAAGUCUUUGGUUGAUCUAUACUUUGAGAGUACCAACAAGACUUUAGAUUUAUUCAAUACCGUGGAGAAAUGCGUCGAGAAAGCAGAAAUCAGCCAGCUUGUCAUUCGAGUUGCGAUCCAACAGUUUGAAACAGAGUCGAUGGACACAGAUUUUGUAGGAAACAAGAAGAAGAAGUACGCGGAAACGUUGAAGGAGCUGAAUAAGGUUAAAGCUAUGGGAGAUCCUUUUGGUGACGAGUUCACGACUCAGUACGAGUCUGUCUACAAGGAGCAGGUUAUGCUUUUAGACAAGAUCCGUGAGCUGCAAGUAAUGCUUGAGAAGAAGCAUAAGAAUGUAAAGAAAUUGAGGAGAUUGGGGAAUAUUAUUUUCGCGACUGCGUUACUCUCUGUUAUCACCUUAUCGUUGAUCGUGACAUCUCCGGUGGUGGCUACGGUUGCGAUUGGAUUGGCCACACCGAUUGCAACUGCAGGGACAUGGGUCAUUGGUAUGUUGAAGGACUCUGAGAAGUCUGUGAAGACACAGAAACAUUUGUUUCUAUUGACGGAAAACAGUACACAAGUCAACAUCGAAUCGAUGAAGACGAUAAAGAACCUAGUCGAGACGCUAGUAAUAAGGAUCUCGUCGAUUUUGAAGACCGUGGAGGUUGCUGUGGAGAAAAGAGAAGAGGAGGCUAUGAAACUUGUUAUGCAAGAAAUCAUUAAGAAAGUUGAAGGGUUUGCUGAGAAAAUCGAGCAAGUUGGUGCAAAUGUGGCUAAGUGUAGCAAAGUGGUGGUUUCGGGGAGAGUUCUUGUUAUGGAACACAUAGCUAAUUCAGCUUCAUUGAAUGGAAACUGCAUCUUUCUCCCGAGUCUUGAAGAUCUUUUGGUAAGAGUAUUGAAGAUGUUGUAA